Colletotrichum scovillei is the source of this 4266-nucleotide messenger RNA. Its product is annotated as 3-dehydroquinate dehydratase. The record is from RefSeq and is a predicted model, not a curated record. Gene Ontology annotation, molecular function: 3-dehydroquinate dehydratase activity. NCBI's taxonomy places the organism in Eukaryota, Fungi, Ascomycota, Sordariomycetes, Glomerellales, Glomerellaceae. Bases 1423 to 3699 code for a protein of 758 amino acids. The transcript has a single exon.
CUCCUAGUCCCAGUCCCAGUCCGUCUGCCCCAUGCCAAGCUCUUCGGCUUGCCCCUCUGCCCCCUUCUGGCUCUUGUCAAGCAACUCGGUGGAACGCAGCGUCUGUGGUGGAACAAUUCGUCUUCCCCAACUUCCAUCAAUCUUUCCGUCUCCUCCACCAACGACAAGCGGCGGAUUGUCCAUUGCGAUUCAACUUCGCCGGCUUUGCCGUUCAAAGUCCACAACGAGUCUAUUCACACUCUAGACCCCGUCAUCCCAGCAAUAUCGCUCCUACCAAUUGUCCCGGUCUGGUCAGGGAUCUCCAACCUCUUGGUCUAGCCCAAACUUCCAUACCAUACCGUAAGGAACUCAUACGGAUGAAGGAGAACCUUGUUCAUUUUGUUCCUCUCACAACGUUCUUCUGCUCCGAAAGCUACCGCGCCGCCGCCUCGGCGCUUCCCUGUCGGCGAAAUAAUCCCUUCUCCACGCCAGACUACUGACCACCUUGCGGCCCUGUCCUUCCCGUGCCAUCGGCCGGUUCGUCUCAAGUUCUCAACUCCUCUUAUUGCAACAACAUCCACACAGACGCCAUCUUACCCGGUCAGGACAGCUUUCACGCCGCCCAUCUGAAUUGAGCUUCUCUCUCUCUCGUGUUUCUUGGCUGCGUGGUCACAAAACUUCCCCACGGUCCGACUCGCGCGCCACAUGCGACUGGCCCUGCAACACCAUCACCAGAGCUUCAAUCGAGAUUUCUGCCGCCUGCGGUUGGCACGCAUCCCAAGGCCGCCUGCGCUUCAAGUAGACGAACCAGCCCACCCUGGGAAUCGCGAGCUUUCAGUUCUGCAUUAGGAUACAUCUAAAGCAACUCGCGAAUUGGUGGAAGAAACUACCUGGCCCCGGCAAACCGGUCUAUAGGGCUCUCUUCUCGUCGUCAUCGUCUAGUUGUAAUCGCACACGGACGGGGCUUCUCUUACUCUUAUCAAUCGCAACCUGCGGAGCGCAUAUCACGCCCCCGAUUUCAAGGGCACGUCGUAUGCACCAGCCUCACGACGACCCCCACCGGCUUGCUCUUCCCGGCCGCAUAUCUAUCUAACACCAUCAGAUCACCUGACGCACCUCGGCCCUGUUCUGUCUUCUCUAUCACAGCACACCUUUCAUCCCCCGCUGUGGCCCCCUCGAGUCUGCUUCCAUUCGUCCCUCGAACUGUCAUAAUCUUACUUGGAUCACCGCUUCGUCUUGUCAUGGGAUUUUGGCUAGACAUAUCCGACAUCACUAACCACCGCCACCAUACUUCCUUACGGUCAACCCAGUCGUUCUGAAGGAGGAGAAGGGGAGGGAGCGGCUUAUCGUGGCUUUGUUUCGUAUUCAACACCUCACUACACUGUCCCGGGAGUGACAGCUCGCUUCUCGCAGCUCGACAUUCAAGGCUCCUCAAGCGCUGCCAUGGCAUCAGUACAUCAACUCGGCGUUGGACCAACACCGGCGCGCCCUCGAAGCAUGGUUGGGUCAGGUAACCAAGACGUCGAGAUGGAUGUUGACCGCAACGCCAGUCCUGCUAUCACCACGGGCACGAGGUUCGGGAGUGCUCCUCAAAGGGGAGACACGAGGAUCGUAGUCAUCUUGUACGGCGCCGGCCAGGACAAGAUUGUGUCCGUCUUCGCAGAUGUUCUGGGGAAGCCAUUCGCUACCCGCUCUGCAUUUCAGGAGGUCAGCGUAGCUGACCAAGGGCUUGUGGUUGGCAUUCCGGCAGAACUUGCUGCAAAGGACAUCACCUCCCGCAACAAGGAGCUCGUCGUGGCGAUCAACGCCCACUGUGUCAACCUCGGGAUGCCACCAGAUGUGUUUCUCUCAGCUCAGUGCGACUACGAGUUCCUCUACACCGAAGCACCAUUCUUUCGUCGAGACUUGUCCAGAUUCAUCUCUUUCACUCUGGGCCAGAUCUGCCACCACGAGACGUUGAUGCAAAAACCGCGAACGUACUUCAUCUCUACUACAUUUCCAGACGUCAGUGCUGCGUUGCCAAAUAUCGACAUCCUCACCGUCGGCGCCGACGCAGUGGAAAUUCGUGUUGAUCUUCUAAAGGAGCCCCUCGGCGACGGCACAUAUUCAGCCAUCCCGAGCCUUAGCUAUGUCGGACAACAGCUGAUGCUCCUGCGCCAGCGGACAGAACUCCCGAUAAUCUUCACCACUAGGUGUACGAGAGAAAAUGGUCGUUUCCCUAUGGAGAACCCCGAUAUUUACUAUGAAUAUCUCUACCGAGCAAUCCAAUGGGGAGUUGAGUAUAUCGACGUGGAACUCUGGCUCCCGGAAGCCAUUCGAAAGAAGCUUUGGGAACAGAAGGGAAGCAGUCGUAUCAUGUCUGCGUUUCACGACUUCUCUGGUACCUUCAAAUGGCCCUCGUCCCAAGCCGAGCAGGUGUACGUUGAAUCAAGCAAGUACGCCGAUAUCAUCAAGAUGAUUGCCAUCAUCAACGACCACAACGAAAACUUCGAGUUGGAGUACUUCCGCUCGAAAAUGCGAGCAGAUUAUCCGGAUUCCCCGCCAUUCUCUGGAGUUAACAUGGGAGAAACUGGCCAGUUCUCACGUACUCUGAACAAGGUGUUCACCCCUAUCACUCAUCCCUUAUUGCCGAUAGUCGCAGCCCCAGGUCAAAUGAGCGCGUCGGAGAUUAACGCGGCUUUGGCACUGCUUGGACAGCUUCCCAAGAAGAGCAUAUAUGGCAUCACAACACCGGCUUUCCGAAGUUCAACUCCGCAAGCACCAUUCUAUGAGAAGUGCUUCAAUGAACUGGGCCUGCCGCAUUACUUUGCCGUUGUAGAGCGCUUGCCAAACAACUUUUCAAGCAUGGAGGCUUGGUGUAAUCAAAAGAACUUUGGUGGUGCCUACCUCAGCCCGCCAGUGUCGUGGAGUAGCCUCCUCAAGGCCAGCCCGUUCUUUGCUUCGCUCAACGGCGGCAAGGGCGCGGAGUUGACUGAGGCAGCUCGCCUGAUUGGUACUGUGGACACAAUCAUAGUCAAGUCGGGUUCCUCAUCUUCGGCGUCUUCUGCCCCAGCGUCGAUUCCCUCAAGCCCUCGCCAUGGGCACCAUGACUCUUUCGGCCACUUGGGGUCACACAUCUCCGGCCUGUCUCCCAAUACAUCAUUGAUCUUGGACAACGCUAGCUGGCGUGGUAUCAUCAGCACACUGACCAGAGAUAUGGCGCCUUCUGCCUACUUCGGCCGAACUGCUGUUGUGCUGGCGUCAUCUGGAGAAGAUGCUGCAUCAGUUAUGUACGCCCUGAAAGCACUUCGUAUGGCAAAGAUAUAUACCGUUGGCUUUCGAACACCGCCAGCUCUGGCUCGUGACGGACCCGUCAUUGAGCCGUUCAACAGUCUGGAGAGCCUCAAGAAAGCACAAUCUGUGAGCGACGAUGCAGCUCCCUUUUUAUUUGUUUCGGCGCUUGGGGCAGACAAGAGCAACCUCGUCGGUAUGCUGGUGCGUGUCUUUGGCGCCAAUGUGCGAGGAAGCACAAACUUCAAAAAAGUCUUCCUCGAUCUCGCCGACAACGCAGGUGCAAGAAAAGGCGGCGACCCGGGCCUGAUUGCUCAGCAGGCGGGAUUUUCGGCGUACGGUGUUGCUGAUACGGCCGCCUUUACCACCGUCGAGACUCUGAGGCUGCUGGUCGGUCAGAAUGUGCCCUACAGUUUUGUCAGACUGGCAAGUGGCAGGGGCAUGUUCUGAGUCGUGUAUAGAGGAUCAGCAUUUGAGCUUCGCCAGUCCUUCGGGUGUCUAAGAGGCCGGCUUUAUCUGCGUCUCCUUGUUCUGUCGGACUGGAGGAGCUUUUAACUGGACCAUGGCAAUAGUUUGUAUGUGCCAAUACCGCAAUUCUAUGUCAACCAUGGCCUAUGCCGGGCCACAAGAAGCAAUAUGCACCUUUGGCCAAGCUCCAGAUCCCAGGUAGCUAGGCCACAGGCCAAGGCCUGUGGACUUCCCCACGAUAGCCAAGACAGACCAUCGGCUGUCACCCCCAGUGCGGAGAACGGAGGGAGCGAUCGAGCCAGGCCCGAUGCUGCAUUUCCAUGUCGGCUCGGGGCCUGGAAACUGGAGCUUGAGACCCACAAAGUCAUUUCCGAUGCCAGGUCUCCGAGGAGCUGUGCAAAGCGGAAGUGUGGACGCGGAAAUGGUACAGAGAAGGGCCUAAUUGAGUGGACGACUCAUCGGGCAAGGGGAUGGCCAAUUGCAUGAAUGGCGUUUGUUUGGAAGAGCAAUGUGCUGGUCAGAAGAGAGAUGAGAUGGUUUGUAGGGGGG